This is a messenger RNA of Fonsecaea multimorphosa CBS 102226, 1185 nucleotides long. RefSeq lists its product as uncharacterized. The record is from RefSeq and is a predicted model, not a curated record. The coding region runs from base 1 to 1185 and encodes 394 amino acids. NCBI's taxonomy places the organism in Eukaryota, Fungi, Ascomycota, Eurotiomycetes, Chaetothyriales, Herpotrichiellaceae. The transcript has a single exon.
AUGGCUUUCGACAACCUCUUCCGCAAAGCCUUCUGGGCCCUGGCUGGAUGUGGAUUGAUCUAUGCGCUGGCCAUUGGUGCUUUGACCUUGCCGGUUGUCCAGCGCAAUGCCACCUAUGUCCACAAUAUCAAUCCUACGUAUUUCCAAGAUCUGAACAAUACUGAGCAGUUUGGCUUCCUCCAGCAUCAAAUCCAACCAUUUACCGUCAAUACUCCGGACAAUGUGACUCUGUUUGCGUGGCACAUCCUGCCGACACAUCUUUACUACAAGCACGAGAAAGCCUUGACUGAGCAAACAGAUUUUGGCCUGAAGCCUUUUGAUGUUGCUUCCAAAAGCGUUGGCCUUCAACUGCUUCUCAAUGAUCCCACAGCUACCGUCGUGGUAGCCUUCCAUGGAAAUGCUGCACACCUCGCCUCCAACUACCGCCCUUCGGCAUACCAGCAGAUACUGGGUGUGUCGACGCCGGAAAAACCUGUCCACGUUAUAGCUUUCGACUACCGCGGAUUCGGCCUGAGCACUGGCAGUCCCACCGAGCAGGGCGUGAUUCAGGAUGCAGUAUCGGUACUGUCUACUUUAACCGGGGAGUCCGACGACGGCCAAACUCGACGCAACGCAGGGCACCAGUAUGUGGACCCAGCGCGUGUGGUCUUGGUGGGACAGUCCAUGGGCACGUUUAUUUCGACUGCCUUCUAUUACGAGUGGGUGGUAAAACUCGGCAGAGCACCGUUCAAGGGCUUGAUUUUGAUCGCCAGCUUCACCUCAUUGCCCAACUUACUCGAGUCCUACUCAUUCAAGGGCCUCACCCCUCCAGUUUUGUCCCCGUUGAUGGCAUAUCCUCGACUGCAAGAAUGGUUGCGCUCCAAGAUUCAAGACAAAUGGGACGCGAGCUCCAGGUUAGUGGAGCUCGUAAAGACGCCAGAAGUUCAACUUCAUCUUACUAUGCUACACGCUCGCAAUGACUACGAAAUUCCGUGGCAAGAGGGACGGGCCAACUGGGACUGCAUGUUGGAGGCUGCCACCAACGGCAAGAUCGAUUUUGAUCGCAACCUUGACCGAGAGGAAUGGAGGAGCAUAGAUGGCAGAAAGCAUCUGCGUUGGGAAAGAAUCCGACAUGGAGGGCAUAAUAGAAUUCAGACGAGUGAACAGGUACGACUGGCGAUACUGCGACUGUUGGGAGGCGACUAG